Messenger RNA from Macrosiphum euphorbiae (potato aphid), 1107 nucleotides. The record is from the annotation of a GenBank genome assembly. NCBI's taxonomy places the organism in Eukaryota, Metazoa, Arthropoda, Insecta, Hemiptera, Aphididae.
AUGCGUAAUUGCAUUAAAUGUGAUACUUUGCCAAUUGCUGCAGAGACUACUGCUAAUUUUAUUGAAAAUAUGGAUAAGUUAUUUGAUAUACUUAAUUCAAAACCAAAAGCUGUAGGUAAAGAGUUUAACCUUCCAUUCAAAAAUAGUACAAAACAAAAAAAUAAUUUGGUCAUGAUGUUGAAUGUUUUUAAAAACAUUCGUGUCAUAGAAACUAAAACAGUAAAUGGAAUAACUACAAGCGUUGAUGUUACUAAACGAAUGAAAUUUAUACAUGGAUGGCAAAUCAUAAUUAAUUCUCUAUUAAAAUUAUUUGAUGAUAUUAAAAUACCAGCUCAAUAUUUCUUAUGGACAUAUUAUUAUCUUAAUCAAGAUUGUCUUGAAAAUUUAUUCGGAACUUUCCAGAAUCAAAAUGGCAAUAACAUUAAUCCUACGCCUAUUCAAUUUUACUACGCAUUCAAAAAAAAAUUUUUCCUGAAUUAUAUGAAACAUUCUGAUGGAUCAAAUUGUCUUGAAGACUUGGACUUAAUUUUAACGAACAUUGGAGAGAUUUCUUCACCAUUGCAAAACUCAAAUAUACUAUUUACAGAUAAGACACCAUUUAAUUUUAAUAAUUUAAAUGUAGGAACUUUAGAUUAUAGAGUAUUAAAUUUGACUUCCAAAAAUGCAUUGACUUAUGUCAGUAUUUACUUAAUUAAAAAAUGUCUUGAAAAACACAGUUGUGACACAUGUUUAGAUUUUGCUAAAAAUCAGAAAAGCAUAGACGAACCUUUUAUAUUUAUACACUUCAAAGCAUAUCAAAAUGAAGUUGCCUCAAAUUAUGGAAACUUAAAUGUACCGCCAGAUAGUUUUUUCAAUUAUAUCAACGAGCUGGAUGAUGUUUUUAUAACUAAUUUCCCUACGAUUGGCAAAGAAAAUAAUGUAGGAAAGAAAAUGAAGAAUUUGAUUGAUAACGUACCAUUUACACAUCCAUGCACAUCAUUUAGUUUUGAUUUCCUUAAAAAUGUCUAUAUUCGACUAAGAAUUUACCAUAUCAUUAAAAAAAUCAAUAGAGAUCUACUUACAACACCAAGAAAAAAUCGUAAAUUUAAUAUUUUUUCCCAUUUAUAA